Messenger RNA from Entamoeba invadens IP1, 1119 nucleotides. Its product is annotated as actin-1, putative. The transcript has a single exon. Lineage: Eukaryota; Evosea; Mastigamoebida; Endamoebidae. The coding region runs from base 1 to 1119 and encodes 372 amino acids. The record is from RefSeq and is a predicted model, not a curated record.
AUGGAAAAGCCUGUUGUCUUCGACUUUGGUUCCCAGUCGUGCCGUGUCGGGUUUUCCGGGGAGUCAGUCCCAUCGCACAUUUUUCCCACUUUUGUUGGCCUUCCCAAAGAAACUUCGACACUCAAACCCGACAUGUACGUCGGAGAAAUCUUGAAAGAAAGACGCCGCGACUUCACGAUCUCCUCGCCUGUGAGAAAUGGAACAAUCGAAGACAUGUCGAUGGUCUCUGCAAUCAUUAAACACUCUUUUGAAGUUACUGAGAGUUACGGUUCACCCGUCUUAUUGACUGAACCGGCACUUAACCCAAAACACAUCAGAGAGAAAACAGCACAACUGAUGUUUGAGCGCUUUAAAACGCCACUGUUGUACUUUUCAAUGCAGCCGAUACUCUCACUCUUUGCUGCGGAAAAGAUUGAUGGGUUGGUCGUUGACUCUGGAGCCGAUGUGACGCAGUUUAUACCCGUCUAUGAGGGUUUUGUCAUUUCAAAUUGUGUGACAAAGCAAUAUUUGGCUGGAAACGAUUUGCUUGAGUAUUUGGUUUCGACCAUUGGAGAGAAACGGGAUGUGAACGUGACAACUGCCGCCGCCAAAGAAGUUUUGGAACAACAAGUCAAGAGAGAGUGUAUUGUAGCAGUUGAUGUGUUGGAUGUCGUUCGUCUUUCUGAAGACCCAGAACUUGCUCGGACGUAUUCAUUACCCGAUGGCACAUCUUUCACCAUUGAAGAAGAGCGCUUCUUGUGUCCAGAAGUCCUCUUCCAACCGCAACUAUUUGUGAGUGGAGACUCUAUGGUACAAGGUAUAGACACUGCGGUGUAUGAUACAAUCAUGAAGUGUGAUAUUGAUUUGCGACGAAGACUAUUUGAAAACAUCUUGUGUGUUGGGGGGAAUACGAUGUAUCAAGGCUUUGCGGAACGCGUGCAAAAGGGUGUUCAGACGAUGGCGAAUGAAACGAUUAGUGUUUGUGUCGAAGCUCCCGAAGAUCGAAUGUAUUCUUCUUGGGUGGGUGGAUCGAUAUUUGCGUCUGUUGCGCAAUUUGACAAAUUGGCGAUCAACAGUUUUGAAUACGAAGAGUUUGGAGCGGAAAUUGUGAAUAAGAAAUGCAAAUUAUCGCACGACUGA